This is a messenger RNA of Ostrea edulis (European flat oyster), 12741 nucleotides long. RefSeq lists its product as uncharacterized. The transcript is spliced from 23 exons. The record is from RefSeq and is a predicted model, not a curated record. Bases 1276 to 7746 code for a protein of 2156 amino acids. NCBI's taxonomy places the organism in Eukaryota, Metazoa, Mollusca, Bivalvia, Ostreida, Ostreidae.
GUGUGUGUGUGUGUGUGUGUGUGCGCGUGUGUGUGUGUGUGUGAUUAAAACAACAUUUUUACUUCAUUUUAAAAACCUCAGAGGUCCUUCAAAAUUGUCACUUAAAUUUGUCUUUCCAGUUAUAUCAGCUGGAGGAUUCAAGCUCCUGAGAAACUUUUGUUUACUUUGUCAUGUUUGUUCGGUAAUUUGUCUAGCGAAGUUGCAAAUCUCAUUAUUUUCAUCUUAUUUUUUUCUUUUUCUUAAAUUGUUGUUUAAAGUGUUACAUUUUGCAUAUUUUUUAAUUACUGUUUUACUGAAUUGUUAAUUUGUCUCGUGUACUUACACUAUCAUUUUUCACAUUCAGUAUUCUCUAUGAAAGGUGAAUAUAACGAACAGUGAUUAAUAUCAUAACUCUUACAAGCAAUACAAAAUAGAGAUUUGGGCAAACACAGACCCAGGUGGAUAUACCAGAGGUGGGAUCACGUGCCAAAGAGGGACGUCUAAUCAAAGAAUUAAAAGUUUAAUAUGGAUCACUAAGUAGGAAAUGAUAAAAAUGAGUUGAUACUUUGUCAUGAGUGGAUGACUGAACGUAUUCGAAAACAAGUGUUUACAUCUAAAUAUACAUUUAUAUCAAGUCGCUUUUUUUUUUUUUUUGUUCAUUGAUACAUUUGCCAAAACAAAAGCAAAAAAAAAAAAAAAAAAAAAAAAAAGCUGUCCUCUCAGUGUUGAAAAUAAAAAAGUGGAGUGAGUCCCAUUAGUAUGUAAGUUAAAUUAAAUGUGUGUCCUAUUGUAUUUUGCACCGGUCCCAACCCCCCAACCCCCAAAAAAUAUUGACUGGUCAUUACAAGUAUUUUAGAUUACUUCAAUAGUGAUUUAAAUCAUUCACAGAUCGAAUUUUAACUGUGAUAUGUGCAGUAAAUAAUUAUUGAGUAAAGAAUUCAUCCACAUGUUAUAUAUUCGCCACAGAAAUCUGAGAAUAAGAUCCCGCCUAUGGCCUUUUAUCCAUAUUAUAUAAAGGUACAUGUAUGUCUACUUUCGUUUUGAUAACAAUUAAAUAAAUGACAAGAUGAAACAGAUAGAACAUACUUGACGCUUGGAUUAAUUAACAUGGCAAAUGUAGAUAAAAAUUAUCAUAUUUUUUCCAAAUAUAGAAUGGGUAUGAAAAGUAUUUUUAAAUGUGACCCUGCAACGAACCCCAUGGAAAUUCCGACAAAAAUUGAAACGUUUAAACAGUCAACAGUAAGCAGAAUAUGACCAACUUCCACAACUGUUGAUAAGAUAUUGACGUCGUCAGUAAUGGCAGACAGAAAGCGUCGUGAUUCAGCUGUUGAGUCUGAUCUCUUGCAAAAGCGUUUUAGAGCAGACUCCAACAGCAAAGACGACAGCGAGGGUGAUGAUGAUGAUGAUGGUGAUGGUGAUGAUGGUGAGGAGGAGGAGGAGGAGGAAGAAGAAGACAAUGUUACCAAUAUCUACUGUCAACUUUCUGAAUAUGACCAGGCGAUCCUACUUCAUUUGUUGACAGGAAUUGACGUGAUUUAUUUUAGGAAGAUAGAUAUAGGGGAAUUCCAUAAAUAUUUGGAAAAAAACAGAAGCUUGUGUGACAUGGACAGCAGACCAGUAGAGGAGGAUAUCCGUUCUAUUAAAUCAAUGACAGACAAAGGAGACGUGUUGAAGUGGGACGAGGAAAAAGUAGAGUUUUCUUCUCCUGAGGUCAGAGAUAGGAUUAUUGAAGAGUUUGCAGGCAUUGUCAGAACUGAUGGUGAAUAUCUGAUGUUGAGCAGGAUUAUUGAGAAGAACUGGCGUGACCCUAAAUCUGAAGGAAUUAGAAAACGAAUCAUCCAGAACAUUAUGCAGCCUUUUGUCUGGAGAAAAGGACUUGACUUCAUCGACUAUGUCACAGAGGGUUGGUUUUUUCCUCAUGGAUGUAGCGUUAUCACCGAAAUACUAAAGCUACCUAUUGACGUGUGCGAUAUGUGUGAAGAUGAGAAUGAAAAGUGGAUAGGAUUUAAAGGAUUUGUAAAACAACACAUGGAACUGUGCCAGAAAAGCAUCGCUGAAUUGAAUUUAGGCAGUCUCCUGGGAUCAUACGUGAUUGUCUUUGGGACAGGAAAUGAAAUAGAUAUGUAUGGGCCGUCACCCAGCACCCAAAAAUGUAACAUUCUUUGUCACAUCUUGACAUCAGAGGAAUACUGCGCGUCAUUAAGUUCAUCAUGGAAAGACAAAACAAGAACUUUGGGAGAAGUAUUUCCAAUCCUACAGAACGACUCUAUAGUCGACGAAGUCGAUGUCAUUAAGGAAUUGAUUGAAACUGACAAAGUACUGACAUAUAAAGCAGGGAAUAACGCCGUUGGCUUCGUGUCCGACGAUGUCCGCCAUCAGGUGAUGAGUUACUUUGUCCUGAAUUGUCUGAACACUGUCGAUGCCUAUGAGAACUACAUCCGAUUGUCGUCAGUAGACUCGUUGUUGGAGUAUGUACGUCCGUGGUGGUACAACAGAGAUAAAGAUGAACGAUGUAUGUACCUACCGAAGGAACUGAAGACGACACACAUACAAAGGCUUGGCUUGAUGGCCUUACGUUACUACCCUAUACUAGACUACCAGGAUUGGGUGGGAAAAGAUGGUGAUGUGUUGGAAGCCCUGUGCCUUCCCUAUGAUGUAUUCAAUCUUGAUUACGAUACCACGAGCCGGUUAAUACAAUUCACAAAGACACUGGAAUCACAGCGACAGGCGCCCCCCGGUAUCCUGAGUCACAACAGUGCUCUUGGAUCAUUUUUAAUCCUUGAGAAUUUGGACAAAACAAUAGAUUUGUAUGGACUGUCACUCUCCAGACAAAAAUGGAGCAUUCUUAUCCACAUCUUGACAUCAGAGAAAUACAAUGCGUCUCUAAAUUCAUCAUGGAAAGAUAAAACAAGAGCUCUGGGAGAAGUAUUUCCAGUCCUGCAGAACGACUCUAUAGUCGACGAACACGAUGUCAUUAAGGAAUUGAUUGAAAAUGACAAAGUACUGACAUACCAAAAGAACAAUAGCUCCGUUGGGUUCGCGUCAGACGAUGUCCGCCAUCAGGUGAUGAGUUACUUUGUCCAGAAUUGUCUGAACACUGUCGAGGACUAUGAGAACUACUUCAGAUUGUCGUCAGUAGACUCGUUGGUGGAGUAUGUACGUACGUGGUGGUACAACAGAGAUACAGAUGAACGAUGUAUGUACCUAACGGAGGGACUUGAGGAGUCCUUUAUCAAGAGACUUGGAAUUGAUGCAAUACGUCAUAUAAUGGUGGAGGAUAGCGAAUACAGAGACGACAUCUACAAUAUAGAAGGAGAUAACUACAUUCUAGAUAAAGUGAAAAAAAUACUGUGCCUUCCCUAUGAUGUAUUCAAUCUUGAUGACGAUACCACGAACCGGUUAAUACACUUCACAAAGACACUGGAAUCACAGCGACAGGCGCCCCCCGGUAUCCUGAGUCACAACAGUGCUCUUGGAUCAUUUUUAAUCCUUGAGAAUUUGGACAAAACAAUAGAUUUGUAUGGACUGUCACUCUCCAGACAAAAAUGGAGCAUUCUUAUCCACAUCUUGACAUCAGAGAAAUACAAUGCGUCUCUAAAUUCAUCAUGGAAAGAUAAAACAAGAGCUCUGGGAGAAGUAUUUCCAGUCCUGCAGAACGACUCUAUAGUCGACGAACACGAUGUCAUUAAGGAAUUGAUUGAAAAUGACAAAGUACUGACAUACCAAAAGAACAAUAGCUCCGUUGGGUUCGCGUCAGACGAUGUCCGCCAUCAGGUGAUGAGUUACUUUGUCCAGAAUUGUCUGAACACUGUCGAGGACUAUGAGAACUACUUCAGAUUGUCGUCAGUAGACUCGUUGGUGGAGUAUGUACGUACGUGGUGGUACCACAGAGAUACAGAUGAACGAUGUGUGUACCUAACGGAGGGACUUGAGGAGUCCUUUAUCAAGAGACUUGGAAUUGAUGCAAUACGUCAUAUAAUGGUGGAGGGUAGAAGAGACAGUGACGACAACUACAGUAGACGAAGAGAGAACUGCAUUCUAGAUAAAGUGAAAAAAAUACUGUGCCUUCCCUAUGAUGUAUUCAAUCUUGAUUACGUUACCAAGAACCGGUUAAUACAAUUCACAAAGACACUGGAAUCACAGCGACAGGCGCCCCCCGGUAUCCUGAGUCACAACAGUGCUCUUGGAUCAUUUUUAAUCCUUGAGAAUUUGGACAAAACAAUAGAUUUGUAUGGACUGUCACUCUCCAGACAAAAAUGGAGCAUUCUUAUCCACAUCUUGACAUCAGAGAAAUACAAUGCGUCUUUAAAUUCAUCAUGGAAAGAUAAAACAAGAGCUCUGGGAGAAGUAUUUCCAGUCCUGCAGAACGACUCUAUAGUCGACGAACACGAUGUCAUUAAGGAAUUGAUUGAAAAUGACAAAGUACUGACAUACCAAAAGAACAAUAGCUCCGUUGGGUUCGCGUCAGACGAUGUCCGCCAUCAGGUGAUGAGUUACUUUGUCCAGAAUUGUCUGAACACUGUCGAGGACUAUGAGAACUACUUCAGAUUGUCGUCAGUAGACUCGUUGUUGGAGUAUGUACGUACGUGGUGGUACAUCAGAGAUACAGAUGAACGAUGUAUGUACCUAACGGAGGGACUUGAGGAGUCCUUUAUCAAGAGACUUGGAAUUGAUGCAAUACGUCAUAUAAUGGUGGAGGAUAGAGAAGACAGUGACGGCCUCUACAGUAGAGAAAGAGAGAACUGCAUUCUAGAUAAAGUGAAAAAAAUACUGUGCCUUCCCUAUGAUGUAUUCAAUCUUGAUAAAGAUACCAAAGACCGAUUAAUACAAUUCACAAAGAAAUCUGAAUCACAGCGACAGUCGCCCCCCGGUACCAUGUGUCACAACAGUGCUCUUGGAUCAUUCCUAAUCUUUGAUAAUUCGGACAAAACAAAAAAUUUGUAUGGACUGUCACUCUCCAGACAAAAAUGGAGCAUCCUUAUCCACAUCUUGACAUCAGAGAAAUACAAUGCGUCUUUAAAUUCAUCAUGGAAAGAUAAAACAAGAGCUCUGGGAGAAGUAUUUCCAGUCCUGCAGAACGACUCUAUAGUCGACGAACACGAUGUCAUUAAGGAAUUGAUUGAAAAUGACAAAGUACUGACAUACCAAAAGAACAAUAGCUCCGUUGGGUUCGCGUCAGACGAUGUCCGCCAUCAGGUGAUGAGUUACUUUGUCCAGAAUUGUCUAAACACUGUCGAGGACUAUGAUAACUACUUCAGAUUGUCGUCAGUAGACUCGUUGUUGGAGUAUGUACGUACGUGGUGGUACCAAAGAGAUACAGAUGAACGAUGUAUGUACCUAACGGAGGGACUUGAGGAGUCCUUUAUCAAGAUACUUGGAAUUGAUGCAAUACGUCAUAUCAUGGUGGAGCAUAUUAUCGACAGUGACUACUGCGACAGUAGAGAAAGAGAGAACUGCAUUCUAGAUAAAGUGAAAAAAAUACUUGAUCAGGUACCAGAGGAAAUCUUUGACUGGGAUUACGAAGCACGGUGUCGGUACGUGGAGUGUGCUAGAAGAGGAACACAGACAAUACACAGAGCGCGUCUGAUGAUCGUGGGCUGUGCCGGAGCUGGUAAAACUACUCUUCUUAGACGUCUACAGAAACAGGGUUUAGAGGAGUUAAAACAAGUGGAGUCUACUGUAGGACUGGAGGUUCAUGAAGAUCUGUUUGAAAUAGCAGACGAUGGUUGUUUGAGAGCACUAUCAAAGGAUACAGGAAAAGAGAACAAGCAGAUUCUGAGUGUCGUGGACUUCGGGGGACAAUGCGCCUAUUACGCCUGUCAUCAGGUUUUCCUCAGCAGAAGAGCAUUUUACCUUCUGGUUUUAGACAUGUCUAAACUUUUCACUGAAAAAGUUGAUGAGAAUAUGUGUGAACAAAAUGGAACCAUGUUUGCCGACUGGACUUACGGAGGCUAUGUAAUGUUCUGGCUAAAGUCAAUCCACACAUAUUGUGCAGAGGAUACAGCAAUAAUUGUUGUAGCAACACACAGUGAAAAUACCGACAAAAGGGACAAGGAGGAUUUUUUUGAUAGACUUUUGGAUUUACUUCCGGCAGAUGAUGCAAAGCUUAAGAAACACUUUCACAGGAAUAGAUGUUUCUUUAUCGGUCUACCUAUUGAUGAUACCAGUUGCUUGGAUCCUUUAUCUGACUUAGAAAACUGCAUUGUUUCCAUCGCCAAUGAACAUAGAUGGAAAGAAUCUAUUCCCACAGAAUGGUCAAUAAUUGAAUUAGUUUUCAUUAAGCUGAAAAAAAAAUCAAUUCAAAGGAUUGUUUCAGUUAGCGAGCUUGCGAUGAAAUAUUGGCCUGAUUCGGAAGAUGCUCGUUCGAAGGUUCAAGAUGCUUUACGUUUUUUUAAUGACAUCGGUUUGAUCCUCUACUUUAAUGAAAACGAACUGUCAGAAUCACUUGUUAUCGAUGUCCAGUGGUUUGUUGAUUCUUUCAAGUUCAUUAUAUCAGACAAGAAACACGUCCGAGAUUUGGCAGAAACUGACAAGGACUGGCAAUAUUUUAACCGAACCGGAUAUCUCAGAGAUAGCCUUCUUCGUCGUAUCUGGAAAGGCAUAUCCAUCAAAUCAAACGAGGAAAAUUUAGCAUUGCAUUACAUGCAAAGGCUCGGGCUAUUGGCGAUUGGGGAUAAUAAACAUUAUGUUCCGUGUAUGAAUAAAAGAGACUUCGGUAGAAAUGAAACCAUCGCAUUGCGGGGAAUGGAAACGAAAUCGUCAGUGCUGGUGCUUCAUUUUGAAUUCCUGCCUUUCUUCUUCUACUGUCGGUUGAUAGUGGCUUGUAUUGUAGGUACAGAAUGGGAAGUGGUCGAAGAUGAUGGGAUACCGUGCCUAUAUAAAGAUAUCGCUGUAUUUGUUUACAAAGACCACCUUAUUGCCCUUGUUGUGACAAUGUCGGCAAUACAGGUUCAGAUAUUUCGUCCACAAAAUACACCUAUAGAUCCUGAUAUUGCUUCCAAUAUAAAAACAACUCUAGAGAACAGACUAGGAUACUUAACGAGCACAUUUCACAAAAAAGUCACAUACAGGAUCGCGUUCCAAUGCUCUGUCCAGGAUGUUUUGACUCGAGAUGUGAAUCGCUAUGUGUAUGAAGAUGAAAUGUCAGACAGAGGACGAGUAGUAUGCCCACGGCAUCCUCUUACUGGAAAUCAUCUACUGGAUGUGGAAGCUUUAACAAGGUUCUGGAGGCCUAAUGCACCCAAUGUCUCUUCACAGACUGGAAGUGAUAAAGUGAAUACGACGAAUGAAGAGAAAAUUCGGAAACUUGUGAUCACUGGAAGGGAUGCUUUACAAGCUUAUUUUGACGCAAUAUUUCCAUCGGAGGAUUUAGAACAGUGUCUCCAAGAUAACAAGAUUCCCCUGACCAGGGGGCCAUUCAAAUUCACGGAAGACCAAAUAGGAAUUGUUUAUCCAGCAGGUGGUAGCACAAAUGUUAUGUCUACUUCGUUUGAUGUUCCAAUCAUGUACAAACUUCUGAGGAACUAUGGUGACAAUGUGCCUCCCCCGACUAUUGGCUGGGGGAGUGUGCCAGUGGUUGGACAGAGAACGGCUGGGGAUGACAUCGAGAGAAUACGAAAGUUCAGGAACAUGAGUGCACAUGGUACACUGCCUGAAAACGGCAUGGAUGAGGGGGAUUUCAAACUUUACUGGGAGGAGUUGGCACAGGCAAUAAUGAGACUUACAAAUGGUUCAUUCAAGAGUAGAAUUGAUGCAAUUCGUCGAUAGUCUCAAAAGGAUGCCACAGAGCCAAACGAGAGUUCCCCUAACCAUUCUUCGGAUUCAAUUAUCAGAUUAUUUCUUUGUCAACUAGAAGAAAUAUCCUUGAUGCAUGGACCCUAUUUGUGAUGUCAUAAUGUAAAAUUACUGUUUUGUUGGAAUUGAAAUGACCAUGCGAUGAACAUUGUGAUGUCGUAUGGGAUAUACAAAACGUUGAACAUUUUCACAAUAUUCUGAAAAUUAAGAAAUAUAUCUUUGUGUGUACAUUAUAGCAAAACCCACACAUUUGACUGUUUAAUGCGAAUUAUACUGCUCUUUUGUUAAAGGUCGAUAAGAUAUAUUGAAAUUGAAUUUAUACUACUCUUUGCUCGUCGAUAAGAAAUCCGGGAGGGGGGGGGGGUAAGGGAUAAAAUAAUUGAAAUCCAAUAUUUAAUGCUAAUAUAUAUUAUUUCAAUGAGGGGAAAACGUCGUAUACUAUCAAGUCACGAACUUGUGAAUUACUUGAUGAAAAAUAUAUAGAUAUAAGCAAUUAACAGUGCUCUAGACGACAGGGAACGUAUUCUUGUAUCUUUUCAUGGCAAAUUAUUAAUUAAAGGGUUAUAUAACUUUUAAAAUUUGAUAUUUAUUGGAAAUCUUUUGUUCCCGGUUUUAUAAAUGCACUCACAAGCAUCAAUAUCAUCUUGAAUUUUUCAUGAUCAUAGACAUGGUUUACUAUCCAAAGGUACAUGCAUAACAUGGAUACGCAAUAUAUAACGAGGAAAAGACAAAUGUUACAUACUCAACAUUGAGGAAAAGACACGUAAAAAUGAAAAGUGGUUUGAUGAAUUGUCGUAAUUUACGAAAUUGUGUACUGUGAAGAGGUGCAUCAUAAUUUUGCAACAUGUCUGUGAGCAUAUUUACAUGUACAUGUAGUUGUAACAUAAAAUCAUGCUGAUAAUGGUUGUAUAUAGCAAUGUUUAAUAUAUUUCCUCAAUGGAAUUGUAUAGUAUAUAUUUUAUAAUCCUAUACAGUGUUUGAGUUGAAAUAGAUGCAGUGUUUGAGUUGAAAUAGAUGACGAAUAGUCACUUCCGGAAGAGAAUAAACCGAUGAUCGACACGUUCAUGCGUCGAUGGAAGUUGGUUAUAAGCACGGUAUGCAUUGUUUUACUGCUGUGCAUAUCUUCACUUGUUUUCGUAUAAUGUUCCUGUCACAAUUGCGUUAGAAGACGAACGAUUUUAACAGUCAAUGACAAUUCAAAUCAAUAAACACAGCAAGGUAAGGGGAUAAUAUCACGUAGUUAGGAAACCAGGAAUUCAUUGCUGUACUGUACUUUAGUAGAACAUCGAUGGGUGUAGAAUUUUGUAUGAUUUCCGAAUUACAUCGUACUUUGUAUUAAUUAGAAACCAUGUUUUUAUAGAGUUCAAUUUAAACUGCUGUUAAAGAAAUCGUAUGACUUUGGAAUAUUUGACGAAAUAAAAACAAUUGUAAUCAUUACUCGAGAUCUGAACGCGGUAUAAACAAUCAAAAUAGAUAUUUAAGAUUAUUAUGUGUUCAUUUUGUAAUAUUCAUUAAAAUGCGAAUACCAAAACAAUCCGUGGUGUGCAUUCCACACACUGAGUAUUUGGUACAGACCCUGAAACGUGCUACUACACCUCCAAAGCGUUUAGUUUCGUUCCGUGCAAACCGUUCACCGUUUCGUGAAGACUGUUCAGCGUUUCGUGCAAACUUCACCGUUCCGUGCAAACCGUUCAGCAUUCCAUGCAGACCAUUCAGCGUUUCGUGCAGACCGUUCUCUGUUCCAUGCAAAUCGUUUCGUGCAAGAAUCGUUCCGUGCAGGAUCAAGCCACGCCCAUAGAAACGUGCAUAUCGUUAAAAUCACGCCCUUAGAUGAAAUGUAGAACAGGUAAACAUUGUUGGGAAUUUGACCAAUUAUUUCAAAAUGUCUUUAAGACAGUGAAAAUCUACAAAUAAUCGAAAGAAAACUGUUUUAGGCAGACUAAAACCCGAUACCAUUUUCUUAUCCUUGGUAGUUUCUAGCAAGUGCGGAGACAUGUAUAUAACUGCCUUCGUUAUCUUUUUUUUUUUUUUUUUUUUUGUAUAUAGAAAUAAUUCAUUUGUCUUGUUGCAUUUGUAUGAUCAAGUUUCUUUUUUUAAAUAAAAAAAUAUUUUUAUCAAAAUCGUUUAUCGGAACUGUCUGCAUAAUGCAAAGACCGACCCGUGUAUAACUUGUAUAUUCUACGCAAAUUCCAAGGUCCUUUUUUACCACAAUAGAGGUCAGCUAAUCCGUGUAUUUGAAAUUAACAUUGCACAGAAGGUGUGGAAAUCGGCGGGGCAAUUGAAAUGUGACAAAAGAGGUGUUUUAUCUUUUGUCUUUCAAAAAUAGAUGCAGUUUUCUAUAGGUUUAAAAUUGAGGCAAAUGCAACAAUCUAAUCAAAAUUGGAUGGUAGAUCCGCUCACAUAGUUGUUGAUCAUUACUGUAGUUAGUCAUUAUUUGUUUUAUUUAUCCAUUUAUAUGAUUUAUUUCUCCAUUUAUUUCAAUCAUAUUUUAAUAGCUUCCUUUUUGUUUUGUAUUUUCCCUUCUUAUCCAAGAUGACAGGUUCUUAUCGACUGGCUAAUUAUAGAUCUAGAUGCAUCCCCCCCCGCCCGAGAAUAUGUUCCAGUCUUACGAGAAUUUCUAAAAUCAUUUUAUCUAUUGUCAUACACGUAUGUAAAAAUGUAUAGGUUUAUUUAAGAUUUGUCUUUGAAAAGAGACGAGAAAUUUCUUUAAAUCAUUUUAUCUGUUUUCAUUCACGUACACAUGUAUAUAAAACGUAUAGGUUUAUUCAACAUCUGUCUUUGGGAAGAGGCCUGGCAUAUACAAAUUGCAAAUGUAUUUUAACGACACUCAGAAUGAGUGUGCAUCAAUAACGAAACAGACGCGACCAUUUCAUAUUCAGUUACAAUGAAUUUAAUAGAGCAAUGAAUCAAUAAAAUUUGAUUAAUUAAUGUUCCGUGACGAUAUAAUUUUGCAUAUUUUUCUGUUAUUUCCGAAAAAAAAUCAUUUGUUUUCAUUCCAACGUGUUCAUAAUUUAUUGAUUUAAUAAGCAAAAAUGAAAUUUACCGCGUCGUACAUGAGCAAUUAUUUUAAAAUGAAUCAUUAUCAUUUCUUUCUUAACCUUUUCUUAAUAUCUAGAAUACUGCAAUUAUAUUGAAACUAUUUGAACCAAAUAAUACCGAAAAAAUCAAAGCGUGCAGGCCAUGCCUACCGUUUCGUGCAGACCGUUCACAAAGCGUGCAAACCACGCCUACAAAGUGGUCAGCGUUUCGUGCAAACCGUUCACUGUUCCGUGCAGAUCGUUCAACGUCUCGUGCGAACCGUUCACUGUUCCGUGCAAAUCGUUCAACGUUUCGUGCAAACUGUUCACCAUUCCGUGCAAGAAUCGUUUCGUUCCGUUCCCUGCAAAUGGUGUAGUAGUACGCUUCAGGAUCUGUACAAAGUAGAUGGACAACUGUAGUAUUAUAUGCUCUUAUCUUCACCAUUAGCGUCAUACAUUGAUUAAAGUGAUUAUAUACUGAACAAACUUUCUAACGCCCCACUCAAGUUUUUGUAUUGUACUAUAAUCAUAUUUUAUCACUUUGAAUAUAACUAUUGAUUUGUAUAAAGAAUAAGUUAUAAAACAACAUCUCAUCUGUAAUGAAACCGCCUCAUCCAAAAAGUACAAAAACGUAUCGGUAUCAUAUUUGUAAUUCGCAACAUCUAAAUCUACGUACCGCUCUCAUUCUACGAGUAUUUGAUGAAUAUACCAGCGGAUAUAAAUUAGCUUCAUCAUUUUGAAAGUUAACAGUCAAACAAAAAGUUUAAUCUUACCAUAAAAAAGUACCAAUUAUUUGGAAUUCGCAACAUCUAAAUAUGCGUUGAUCCCCAUUUUGGGGCCAUCUGAUGACUAUACUAGCGGUAUAGUAUAGUGGAGAAGGUUUAUAUAGGCUGUAAGCCUGCUCCCUAAUCCAUUUAUGUUUCAUACAUAAUAAAAUAUUGUUUAAAUUAAAUACUAGCGGUUUGUAAUGAUUGGUGUAAAUUAGCUUUAUCAUUUUGAAAGUUAAUAAUCAAAGAAACAGCUAUACCCCGGUAGUAAAGGAAAACAAACCUUUAGUGAACUGCUCCAGCUUCGACAUACCAAUAGGCCUUGUACGUUUGUGUGCGGUCAUGCCUUGCAUUUUACUACAGUAAGUUUGUAUUUCGUAAAGACAAUUUAGAUAUAGAGAACCCAAUAAAAAAGGUUUUUUUGGAAAUCAAUAUUCAGCUGGCAUCGAACACGAUUUUUUUUUUCAACAUAGCCGGUCAGCGUCCAGAAAACACAACUGUGAUCCCAUUUGUUGCCGACUUGUAACGAAGGUAUUUAACCUGGCAGACGAUAAUGUUAGCAAAUUAUAAUAUACUGCAAUGAUUUCUGCUAAUUUUCAAAUUGUAAAAGUAGGAAAGAUGAGUAUAUUUAUGUACAGUCUAUAACAAUGUAUACCGAUAUGGGGUAUUGAAGAAAGUUUGUUCUGUUAGAUGAUAAUAUAUCUUCAUUAACAGAGUAACAAUAAAAGUACAACCGUUGUUCAAUGCUUUAUUGUGUUUGUCAAACAAGUUCAUACUGCUUUUAUCAGAUUAGAGUGGUGUUCUACCAAAUCUCGCAUAUCUAUAUAUUUAAAAUCGAAUGUGACUUCGUCCUGCCAUGCUGGUUGCUGAUUAUAGAUUGAGCCAUGUUGCAUUGCUGCUACUUAUAGGACUGGUAUUUUGAUAAAGGGAUGGGAAUGGCGAUUGUAAUUCAAAUUAUCCCCAACACGUUGUAUGCCCUGUAUAUGUUUAUGAUUGUUCUGUUUCUAAUAAACCAUAUAUUUCAACGUUUUAAUUAUCCCAUGAAACUAAUAUUACGUGUGAAUGACCUUUCAUUAUUGACAUUGAGUUAUAUACCUAUUUGUAUGGGGAAAAAACGAAAUUGUCAUUGAAUGUAUUACAGUGGAAUGUACUUUUUGUCUAUCAAAAUUAAAUGAUUGAUUGAU